Somion occarium is the source of this 1438-nucleotide messenger RNA. NCBI's taxonomy places the organism in Eukaryota, Fungi, Basidiomycota, Agaricomycetes, Polyporales, Cerrenaceae. The record is from the annotation of a GenBank genome assembly.
AGGCUUAAUCAGAUGUCUCUCUUGCUACCACCAAGAAGCUAUGCAGGUGAUGCGCUCAGGGCUCCCUUGCCAUCGCUGAUCUUUCAUCUUCGUCCAGCCACUGUGUACUAGUGGCGUAUCGGACCUAGCUUAGCAUAGGCACCGGUGUAGCGUUUCCGAUUUCAUUUGUGGACCCAAAAGCAGAACUGUCGAUUCAAGCGUCUUGAUUGCCAUCGGUGCCUUUGCCAGGAUGGAUGUAUUCCAUCGCACGCGACACAUCGGCAACCACUCUCCACACAAGCGAGGGACUUCCCGUGAACUCAUAGGAACUUCAAGUUCACAACUAGGAGAAGCUCAUUCCCCACAUCUGUCUCCUUGUUUCAUGCAAACAUGGCGUCCAUGAUGGACUUGAACGCUCUCUUCCUCUUCAUGUCUGAAGAUCGUACUAACAGAUAUCUCACUGUCUCUGCCAUUGUUUUCUUAAUGUACGACAUUGUUCUGAACUUCGCAAGAGAGUAUAAGUUUGUGUGGAGGACACGAUGGGGACUCGUCAAGACGUUGUAUUAUAUUGCAAGAUAUUAUGCAUUAAUCAACAUCAUAUUUCUAUUAUGUGGUCCUGUCGUUUUCACAACGACUAUCAAUGUAAUUUUCAUCCUAAGAAUACAUGCGUUGUAUGGCCAGAGUCGUAAAGUCUUGAUUAGCCUGGUCUUAUUGGUUCUCGCGGAGUUUGUGCUCGAGAUGUACACGGAUAUAAGCUUCGUCCUCCAUUCACAAAUCACUCAACCCAUCCCCGGUAUGCCUUGGAUGGUAUGCCUAGCUGUUGCGACACAAGAUGUGAUCAUCAAAACGCUUGCUGCAUGGAUUCCCAACCUCCUUGUUACAUGGAUCUUCUUCGUCAUGACCCUUUACAAAUUCGCUAUGUUGGUUCGCCGAAAUGAGUACCGCUCGCUUAAACAAUCGACAUCACUUAUGCACGUCUUCGUUAAGGAUGGGACCAUAUAUUUCUUUUUGACUUUCUGCAUUGUACUCAUAUGUACCGUAUUCGUCAUGGUCGAAAGUCUGCAAGCUGAAUCUGGGGGUCCGAUAAUUUGGCUCAUGGCCAUAUAUUCACUCGCGGGGUCCCGACUCAUCCUCAAUCUACGAUCAGCAGCCGAGGAUCAGAAGCUGUCGUUCGGAGUGAGCGAAUCAGAGGUAUCUGCUAUGAGAGCGGCCCCUGCAAGCGGCGGAACAACUCAAUAUGUGCAUUCUGACAUCGAGUUAGAAGCUUUGCCUGCAAGAACUCGGAAACAAGGUGGAAACGAAAGCUCAGACCGGAGAAGAAAUCGAAGUUAUGAAAGUACGGUGGUUGGAAGUCAAGUUUGACUCGUGCAAGUUCUGAUAAAUGAACCCUUGGAUUGACACUUAUUUAUGUAUCUCGUUCAAAAAUCUCAAUGUCUAUGGAAUCGUUGAGACCAACUAC